GUCGCUGCCAUGGUCACGUUGUGGGGUUGUCGCUAGAAGGUUAUCUCGAUUUUUUUUAGUUCCGUGUCUUAGUUAAGUGAAAUUCAAUCCCGUGUGGCUCGUGUAAGGGACGAAAAUGCGUUUGUUAAAAUUGCCUCUUCAGAGCUCUGCAUCCGUCUGUCGCUGCAUGACGCGGACAGCGACUGGAUCAUCUAGGCACAUUCACAUUUGCACAAGUGAAACUCCAAGCGGCAGCCUGUGGUCUCUAUCAAGACGAUUUCAGUACAUUCGCCUGCAAAGAGACGCUCGCCAUAAAAGCACUAAAGGCAGUGUAUCGUCGCUAUUCAUGCCAGUUCCGGUUACGGUGUCCAACAACCCGGACGAUAUCAAUGUUGGCGAAGAGCUGACCACGAAGCUAAAGAAAGAGGAUCUUCUUAAGCUGCUAAACCAAUUUAGUAAACGCCCGGAGGUUAUCAAAUGGAGUGAAGAGAAUGGUCUAGACGCUCGCUUAUUUCACCAAGCCUUCGUAAGUUUUCGACGGUAUUGCAUGGAAUCGGAACAGCUUCCUGCUGAUUUGCAUAUAAUUUUCAGCGACCUUCUUCAAGGCAGCAGGCACUUGGACGACCUCGUACCCUAUUUUCUUCAACAUGCAAGACAAAUCUUCCCACACCUAGAAUGCAUGGAGGAGCUGCAGAAGAUCAGUGAUUUAAGGCAUCCAGGAAACUGGUAUCCCGAGGCACGUGCUAUCCAGCGAAAAGUGAUCUUUCAUGCUGGACCUACCAACAGUGGAAAGACGCAUGCUGCUCUUGAGAGUUUUCAUAAUUCAAGCACUGGCCUUUACUGUGGGCCGUUAAAGAUGCUGGCUGUGGAGGUUUUCCAGAAGACUAAUGAAAAGGGCACACCAUGUGACCUAGUGACAGGAGAGGAGCGGAGGUGCGUGUUGCCUGACGGAGAGCCAGCCCCGCAUGUGGCAUGCACAGUUGAAAUGGCUGCGGUCCAUACCACGUAUGACGUGGCUGUAAUCGAUGAGAUUCAGAUGAUGCGUGACCCUCAGCGAGGAUGGGCUUGGACUCGAGCUCUCCUGGGGCUGGCAGCCAAGGAGCUUCACCUGUGUGGUGAAGCUGCUGCUGUAGGACUUGUGCGCAACCUGCUGUCGUCACUCGGAGAAGAGUUGGAGGUUCGGAAGUACAAGCGCUUGACGCAGCUAACAAUUGAAAACAGGGCACUUGAAAGCUUGGAAAAGAUACAGCCAGGUGACUGUGUUGUGUGCUUUAAUAAGAGCGACAUCUACCAAGUGAGCCUACAAAUUGAACGGCAAGGUCUGGAAUGUGCAGUCAUCUACGGUGGACUGCCACCUGGCACCAAGCUGGCCCAAGCACAAAAGUUCAAUGACCCUUCUCAUCCAUGCAAAGUGCUUGUUGCCACUGAUGCUAUUGGUAUGGGCCUCAACCUUAGCAUUGGUCGUGUCAUCUUCUACUCGCUCGUGAAGCCCUCACUUAAUGAGCGGGGGGAACGACAGAUGGACACUAUUUCUACAUCUCAGGCCCUUCAGAUUGCAGGCCGAGCCGGCCGUUACGGUAGCCGGUACGAGGUUGGUCGUGCAACAACGAUGAAGCCACAAGAUCUACCUGCGCUGAAGCAGAUUCUUGGGGCCUCUGUGGAGCAGAUCGAAGCAGCCGGACUGCACCCAACUGCUGAACAAAUUGAGCUCUUUGCUUAUCAUUUGCCGCAUGCAACUCUGGCCAAUCUUGUGGAUAUUUUUGUAAGCCUUUGCAAAGUUGAUUCAUCAUCCUACUUCAUGUGCAACUUAGAGGGCUUCAAGUUUCUGGCGGACAUGAUCCAGCAUGUACCCCUGCCAUUACGGGCACGAUAUGUGUUCUGCUGCUCACCCAUCAAUCAGAAAAUGCCAUUUGUGUGCAGCAUGUUCCUCAAGUUUGCACGGCAGUACAGCCGCAAUGAACAACUAACGUGUCAAUGGUUGGGACGCAACAUUAAUUGGCCCUUGGCUGUUCCUAAGACCAUCAUGGACUUGGUUCACCUGGAAGCUGUUUUUGAUGUGCUGGACCUUUAUCUCUGGCUGAGCUACCGCUUCCCAGACCUGUUUCCAGAUGCUGAGGCUGUACGUGCCAUGCAGCAGGAGUUAGACUCGAUUAUUCAAAAGGGUGUGCUCAAUAUCACACAACUGUUGCGUGCUGGAAUGGGAAGUGAAUCUGAGGAAACUGAUCAUGAUGAGGGGCCCCCCUCAACCCAUGCACCAAAACUACAGGGCAAGCUUGCUGACCGUCUGCUUGCUCAAGGCUUACUCACGAAAGAGCAGCUUUUAGAACUCCAGCGUGAGUGGCAGCGUGGUGGCCCGAGAGAUCGCCGGAACAAGAAGCCAAAAUAGCAUAAUGUAGACAAUGUACUAUAUAUAAUGCCCUAUGUUUACAGUGGAUGUCUGUAUUCAGCAUGAAGCAAUGUCUGUCGGCUUUACUGCACAAAUGUGGGAGCUGCCAAAGAUUCCACGCCAGUGAUGCACAGAUGAACCCUAACAAGGACACUGCUUUAUGUACAGGUCAUGACGGGGAACAAGUGGCUGACGUUCUGUUUUGCUGAAUGUCCCUGACAUACAGCUGGGCAGCAGAUUGUGUGGCACCAGGUGCCACCUGACUGCCCAUUGGAUUACCAUUAUACUAUUUUACACAAGUCCUGGCUGGGUUAAAAAAGAAAAAAAAGUAAAGAAACUUGUGUGCGAGCUUUUUUUUUUUUUUUCACCUGGAAAAGAUACAUUCCUCUGUUGUUGGCACACACAAGUUUCUCUACACACCAAGCUGCACUUUGACUAACACUGCACUAGCAUGCGUGCCGAAAGCAGCUCUAUGCUGCUUUUUGCACCUAUUUUGUAUAUUUACCGUGCCUCCUCUGUCACUGGAGUCUUGACAAACACACGUCUUUUGUUAUGAAGUUGUCUUCUUUGUAUAGCUCUUUUGUCAGUUGGGCUGCUAGACAAAUUCAUCACUUAAAUUAAGGAAUAGAAUUGUGUUAUAAUGUUACCUUGUGUUAGCACCUGUUAUCUGCAAUCACUCAGACUGCUCUUGCUUGCAGAUCGAGUGCAUGUCACUUUCAAGGACUUUAGCACAGGUAAACUUUUCCAUGGCAUUGCAAUUUAGAUGCGUUAGUUCACAUGAACAGUCGUGUAUCAGCAUUUGUGCCUUUGGGAGUGCAUCAGAUGCAGCCUGGUGGAAUCUUCAGCAGUGCAUUGAAAAGGCAUGUUGCAAAACAGAUGUGACAGUUGCGAUGCUUAUGUGUAAAAAGUUGCCCAUGUAUGAAAAAGAGCAACUUAAAUUCUGCUGGAGUACUUUCAAAUUUAUGGAAGCUCCAACUCAAAAUUUUCCAGUUUGUUGUUACAGUGAUGGCUAUUUACUGAUGCUACGACUAUUUCUAACUGCUCUUAUAGGAUCCUCAACCAAAUUUUAUAAUAGUAUAUCAGAACAUCCUUCCUAAUAUUUUUUUUUUCUGUUUGAAGUGCAUUUUAUGCAGGGCUGUUAAAUGUCAGGUCAGUUAUGUGGGAAUCUGUAAUGUGUUAUCAGAACAUCCUUCUUAAUAUUUUUUUUUUUCUGUUUGAAGUGCAUUUUAUGCAGGGCUGUUAAAUGUCAGGUCAAUUAUGUGGGAAUCCGUAAUGUGUGCUAUAGGCAGUUUCACCAAAUAGAAAAAAUACCAUUAACCUGAGCAAUGCACUAAGCUAUAAAUGAAACUAGUUUGUUCAUGCUGCCAAUUAACUUGACCCCAAUUUGAAAUUUUUUAGCUGUCUGCUUAUCCCAGACAAGGGGUAAACACUCCCAAAAGGCUUUGGUCUUACGUUUAAUCCUCAAAACCAGGUUGAUUUUUUUAAUUGCAUUUGUACGUGUAGUCGACAAGCACACAUGUUGAAAUACAUAUGCCUGAUAGUACUUGGA
Molecule: messenger RNA, 3914 nt
Organism: Rhipicephalus microplus (southern cattle tick)
Lineage: Eukaryota; Metazoa; Arthropoda; Arachnida; Ixodida; Ixodidae
Gene: Suv3
Product: Suv3 RNA helicase
Biological process (GO): mitochondrial RNA 3'-end processing
Cellular component (GO): mitochondrial degradosome
Molecular function (GO): ATP binding; RNA helicase activity; hydrolase activity, acting on acid anhydrides
Source: RefSeq, a predicted model, not a curated record